CACACUGCAGCCAAUACCAGAAAGUGGUUGAAGGCAGAGGGAAUUGAGGUCAUUGAUUUCCCACCGUUUUUGCCUGACCUUAAUCCCAUCGAAAACCUUUGGGUGUACACAAAGGGUAAACUCUACCAAUAUGAAGAGCCAUUCAGCUUAAUGAGGGAAUUGUGA
Messenger RNA from Phycomyces blakesleeanus NRRL 1555(-), 165 nucleotides. RefSeq lists its product as hypothetical. Lineage: Eukaryota; Fungi; Mucoromycota; Mucoromycetes; Mucorales; Phycomycetaceae. The annotation marks the transcript as partial. The record is from RefSeq and is a predicted model, not a curated record. The transcript has a single exon. Gene Ontology annotation, molecular function: nucleic acid binding.